AGGAGCAGCCACAACAUAGCGACAUAGGGAACAGCUGGACUCCGAGAUGAAGACGUUCGAGAUGCUUGUCCUCUGUGUCACUUUGACCUUCAUGUUACUGGGCAGCGUGGAGGGUGAUGGUGAAACCACUCCACCACAGAGUUCUACUACUCCUCCUCCAACAACUCCUACUACUCCUCCUCCUACUACAACAACUCCUACUACUCCUAUCCCUACUGCUACAACAGCUCCUACUACUCCUAUGCCUACUGCUACAACAACUCCUACUACUUCUAUCCAUACUGCAACUACUCCUACCCCUGGAUCCACAGCGCCCACGACUGGGAACGUCACUGCAACAACGGCAACUACACCGUAUAACAGAGGGUGUGGAGUCUUUGGCUACUACAGUCAACUUCUGGUGCCGACCAUCGCCGUACUGAUCUACAGUACCUCAGGCUGAACAUGUACACCCAAGAGACACUGCAGUGCUUUAAGUCUUAAUCUUAUUUUAAAUGAUAAGUCUAUGUUAAUGUUUGAUUUUUAUUUAAGGGUUCCAAAUGUCAUACAUUAAGCACUUAAAUGCAACACGCAUUGUUUGCACUGAACUGCUUCACAAAAUCUCUUUGCAUACAUGACUUCAAAAUGUAAGUGACUAUUUGAACCAAAUAAAAUUGGAAUUUCACAGGCAUUAGAA
Molecule: messenger RNA, 676 nt
Organism: Solea senegalensis (Senegalese sole)
Lineage: Eukaryota; Metazoa; Chordata; Actinopteri; Pleuronectiformes; Soleidae
Product: gamete and mating-type specific protein A-like
Exons: 2
Coding region: 47-442 (131 amino acids)
Source: RefSeq, a predicted model, not a curated record